Centropristis striata (black sea bass) is the source of this 1607-nucleotide messenger RNA. RefSeq lists its product as uncharacterized. The record is from RefSeq and is a predicted model, not a curated record. Bases 1 to 1524 code for a protein of 507 amino acids. Gene Ontology annotation, molecular function: protein binding. Lineage: Eukaryota; Metazoa; Chordata; Actinopteri; Perciformes; Serranidae. The transcript has 18 exons.
AUGGCCUUAGCCAGUGGUCACUGGCUGGAGAAAGAAGUGAGGGGUGAAGCCCCGAGUCCCAGACAAGGCCAUGCUGUAGCUGUGGCAGGAAAUGUGGCCUUUCUGUUUGGAGGAGCCUCCAGCAUCAACCAAGAGGAGGACAUCCCUGUUUACUACAGUGACUUCUUCAUGCUAACAGUUUCUCCUGAUGAUGUGACGUGGGAGGAGAUUCCUCAGAGCGGAGAAGUUCCCUCAGCCAGAGAAGGACACACUCUUUGUGUUGUGAAAGGGAAGCUGUAUCUGUUUGGAGGAGUGUCCAGCCCUGACGCCACUGAGUGUCUCCCUGGAGUCCACAGCUUCGAUAUCGUGUCUCUGACCUGGGAUUGCUUGGUAAUUGGGGGUGUGGCGCUCAGAACGCUGAGACACAGCUCUGCCGUCGUGGGAGACAACAUCUAUGUGUAUGGAGGCAUUCUGGGAGGGAAUCCAACUGACGAUCUCAUGGUCUUCAACACAGCGUCUCUCACCUGGACGCCGGUAAAAACUAGCGGGUCGCUGCCUCCUGCCCUGAGUGAUCAGAGCUUUGCUCUGGUCGGAGAUCAGGUGUUCAUGUUUGGAGGUCAUGACGCAGCUGGAGAAUUCUGUAAAGACUUUCAUGUUUUCAACACAGAGAACUUGGUGUGGCAGAAAUGGGAGGUGAAGGGAGAAUCACCUGCAGCCUGCAGCGGACAAACACUGACUGCACACCAUGAUAAAGAUAUCUAUCUGUUUGGUGGCAAAAGCAAAAAUGAGGAUGGCACGGUGACGUCUUCCAACGAAAUCCAUAAACUCAGUAUCUCUAAGAUGAAGUGGAAAGUUCCUCUGUACGUUGGGAUUCCUCCGGCCCGACGCCACGGACACACCGCCUUCAUCCACCACAGCCACCUGUAUGUAUUUGGAGGGAAGAAUGAGGAGCAGGAGUUCAAUGACCUGAAGGUGAUGAAGCUCAUUAACCCCUCGGAGAGACAACCAGUGAUGAAGGAGAUUCUCUCAGAGUUUGGUCUUCAGGGAGUCAGCCACAGCUUCACUCCCACAAAGGUUCCUAAUGUUCGCUAUGAGCUGAGUGAGUCUGCUCCAUUCAACCAGUCCAGGAACACAGCAGCUAAUGCUCAGGCGUUUGUCCACAGAGACUUCAGUGCAGUUCGAGAUCAGGCCAUGAAAAUGAUCCAGACAGCCUUCACUCUGCUGGACCAGGAGUUCCACAAACUGGAUCGAGAGAAGUCAGAGUUGUCUCAAGCUGCUGCUGCUCUGCAAAGAGAUAAAGAUGCGCAUGAAUCCUGCAGACAACAACAGCAACAGGAGCUGCAGGAGAUGCUCGAAAGACAUCGAUCUCAAAAUGAGGCAUGGCUCCGAGCAAGAGCAGAGGAGAAUGACCGAGAGAGGAGGGAGCUCUGCAGACUCAGAGAGGAGGUGGUGCAGGAGCAGGAGCGGCUGAAGGAGGAGCAGAACAGCAUCCAGAAACGCAACGAACAUCUUCUGUCCAUCAUGCAACAGUUCAAAGGAAUGUAGAUAGAUAGAUAGAUAGAUAGAUCCUUUGGACCCUGGCAUUCAUCCUGAAUGACUCUUUGUGUAUUAAACUUUCCUUCAAUAAA